CGGCGAUAGUAAGGUCGGCUCCGUUGUGUAUGUGAUCUAAAAAUGUGAACGUACCAUUGUUAACAACAUUAUUUAUUAUUGAGUGAGCAAAAUGGGUCGGCAUUGGACAACCCCACUCGUGAAGCAGUGCUUCGUGGUAGCGGGAGUGUCCCUGAACAUGGCCAACUUCGGCACAGUGAUGGGCUUCAACGCGAUCUUGCUGCCACAGCUGCAAGCUCCCGACUCUGACAUCAGUGUGGACACUGCCUCUGCAUCGUGGAUAGCGUCAAUCGUGGGCAUCUCCCUCGUUCUCGGAAACCUCGCGGUGCCUACCAUAAUGGGGAAGUUCGGAAGAAGACGUGCGAGCCUCUUCAGCUGCUUCAUCCUCAUUGCGUGCUGGCUCCAGAUCUCUAUCGCCACCAAUAUCACUCUCUUGCUUAUUGCCAGGUUCUUCCAAGGCUUCUCUUUGGGAAUUAACUUAUCUCUAUCUCCAAUCAUGAUCGGUGAACUUACCAGCCCAAAGCAUCGCGGCAUUUUCUCCGCAAUCAUGACAACAUCGAUAACAACUGGCACUCUUUCUGUGCACGUCAUGGGAUCUUAUUUGACCUGGCAUACCACAGCUCUAGUCUGCGCGUUCGUUUGCGUCACCAGUUUUGCUAUACUGAUAUUAUCACCAGAGUCCCCAAGUUGGUUAGCUGAUAAGAAGAGGUAUGAAGAUAGCAGAAGAGCCUUUCACUGGCUAAGAGGCGACAUGGAAGAGGAAGAACUGGAAAAAAUGCUUGAAGCCCGCAAAACACGACACGAUCCAAAUGAAAACAACAAGAAAUUCACCUAUCUCAUAAAAGCUUUCAAGAAGAAGGAAUUCUAUAAGCCUGUCAUAAUAAUGCUGCAUUUGCACACGAUCAGUAUGUGGACCGGCAUGUGUUUCUUGAUAGUGUUUACGGUACAUCUUAUUCGCUUACUAGUAGGUGAUGACAUUGAUGUGGCCAUGCAUUUGACCAUCAUUGACGUUCAAAGAAUGCUUUCGACUUUUGUCGCGUUGUACGCUGUUAAAAUAGUGAAGAGAAGACGUAUUUUGUUCACGACAGUUGGUGCUAACAUUGCGAUAUUAGUUGUUAUAGCUUUGUAUACUUUGGCUAAAUCUAAGAAUGUUCUUCCUUUCGAUCAUCCAGCUAUCGGUCUGGUGUUACUCCACAUCCAUAUGUGUACUAUUACGACCGGUUCUUUGCCGCUACCAGUGGUGAUAUCAGGAGAAAUCUUUCCCUUGGAGCUCAGGAGUUUGGCUGGUGGUAUCAGUUCUUUAGCGUUUUCUGUCAACUACUUUAUAACAAGCAAGACAGCUAUGUUCUUGCUUAGCACUAUAGGUAUUCAUGGAACGUACUUUUUGUACGCGUCAGUGUCAUUUUACUGUACAACCGUGGUUUGGUUUAUGCUUCCUGAGACUAAAGAUAGGACUCUGCAUGACGUUGAGGAAGAGUUCAGAGGGAAAGCUAAAAUUCAUUUAGAAAAGAUAGAUGUAACGCAAGCAGUGCCACUAACGUCUUCUGAUGAAAAGAAUAUGAAUGUUUGAUUUCGUCUUCUUAAUACGCUAAUUACUAAGCUUGACUGACAACAUUAAGUAGGUCAGAAAUAGUAAAAUUUAUUUUAAUUUGACUGCAUUCGACGUUCCUAGAAUUUGCCUUUUAAGUUGAAGAAUAACUUCUGGUAGAUUCGUGCAUGAAACUGUGUUUCCCGGACGUAUAGAAGAUCAACGGAUGGAGUCAAAGUAAGGGAA
Chilo suppressalis (striped riceborer) is the source of this 1753-nucleotide messenger RNA. NCBI's taxonomy places the organism in Eukaryota, Metazoa, Arthropoda, Insecta, Lepidoptera, Crambidae. The record is from the annotation of a GenBank genome assembly.